GGUCGCAAAGCAGUGGCUGACUCGGCUCUGGUGGAUCAUGGCGCGGUCGUACGCCACCUGUACAGACUUUUGGAUGCUGGACUUGCGGCCCUCCAUUAUGCAAUCAGCCCGCCAUUUUGACCCGGGAGCAGAAAUACACUGUAGACAGGAUGGUUGAGGCUCAUCGCCAGUUUAGGGAGCAAGACAGCAGCAGUUACAGGGUCUCUGAAUGGCAGUGUGCUCUGGAGGGGGCGGGGCUGCCUGAUGUUUUAUCCCCACACCUAAACAGACUGCUGCAGUUUGCAAGAACAGUACCAGGUUUUGAUCUCCUGGAUUUCUCCGACCAGAUGGCCCUCCUGUCCGUUUCCUCUCUGGAGGUCAUGUUUCUGCUCUCUGCCCAGCAGUUCUCCAAUAACCCUGCAAGCCCCACUCCAGUUUUGCAGCUUUUCACCACUUCCUCGCAUGGCUAG
Cyprinodon tularosa is the source of this 449-nucleotide messenger RNA. Its product is annotated as bile acid receptor-like. The coding region runs from base 150 to 449 and encodes 99 amino acids. NCBI's taxonomy places the organism in Eukaryota, Metazoa, Chordata, Actinopteri, Cyprinodontiformes, Cyprinodontidae. The record is from RefSeq and is a predicted model, not a curated record. The transcript is spliced from 5 exons.